AUGCCCGUUGUGUAUCACCCCGAUAUGUGGGGGACCUCUCCCGAGGCCCAGCUCCAGUAUUGGCUGCAGUGGCACCGCUUCCACUCCUCCGCCUACGCCCACCGCGAAAUCCUACGCUUUGGCCCCGAAAUCAGUCACAGAGAACUUGAAGAUCCCUCCUACCGCGCAACAGCAGCCGCAAUGAACGCCGCAGCGCAGGGCGACAAGGCCCUCUCCAGCUCCAACCUGCCCCUGGCCAUCCAGCACUUCACCCAAGCCCUGACGGAGCUACCCCGCGCCCCGGCCUACUACAUCUCGCGCUCAACCGCCUACACACGCCUCAAGCCCGCAGACGGUGGCCCAAACCCGCAAGCUGCCCUCCGCGAUGCCGAAAUCGGCCUCACCCUCGCCCGCGAGCGCGGAAAGCGCGAGCUCAUGCUCUCGGCGCAGAUGCGGCGCGCCAUCUCGCUGUACCAACUCGGACGAUACGGAGACGCGGCAUUCGUGCUCGGGAUUGUUGACGAGAAGGCUGGCGCUUCGUCGGUGCCUGAGGAUAAAUCUGCUGGCAUCCAGGCUGCUAUGUCUGGACAAAAGAAGGGCGUUUUCGGGUCUGAGUUGCCCGUUUGGUUGGCUAAGGUGCGCAGAACGAUGCGCGAGCUGCCUGAGGGGGAUGAGAAGCUUGUUGUUUCUGUUGUUGAGAUUCCGACGGAUGUCCGUAUUCCUACUGAGGCCGAGCUGAAGGCUGAGCUGGAGGCUAUUAAGUCUGGGAAGGGUGUUGGAGCUGUGGAAACUGCACAGGAGGAUGUCUCGAAGGCCGCUGCGGUCUCUGCUUCAUCUGAUGUUGCUGGAUCAUCGGCGGCUCGGGCUCAGAGCGCUCAUGGCGGUGCUUCUGCCUCUGGUGCCGCCCCGGAGAAGGUGCGCCAUGAGUGGUAUCAGUCUCAGGAAUCUGUUGUGGUCACCCUCUACAUCAAGGGAAUCCCCAAGGACAGUGUUACAACUGAGCUAAAGGAGGACUCUGUCUCUCUGCAAUUCCCUCUCCCAUCUGGCUCCGAAUAUGACUUCACCCUGGACCCUCUCUAUGCCACUAUCGAUCCCUCUGCCUCCAAGGUGUCUGUGAUGGGCACGAAGAUCGAAAUCACCUUGCAGAAGCAAAAGGCAGGCCAAAAGUGGAGUGCUUUGGAAGGCUCUUCCACCACCACUCAGCUGGCCGACCGCCCCGCUGCGCCGGCUGCAGCAGCUGCCCCAGGCCCAUCCUAUCCCACCUCGUCCCGUAAAGGCACUAAGGAUUGGGAUCAGGUUGCCUCUUCGCUUACCGAGAAGAAGUCCAAGGGUAAGGAUGCUGCUGAUGACGAUGCCUCGGAUGAUGAAUUCGGCGGCGAUGCAGUGGAUGGAUUCUUCAAGAAGCUUUACGCCAAUGCUGACCCUGAAACCCGCCGCGCCAUGAUCAAGAGCUACACUGAGAGCCAGGGUACUUCUCUGAGCACGAACUGGUCUGAGGUUGGAAAGGGUAAGGUGGAGGCUCAUCCACCAAGCUGA
Messenger RNA from Penicillium canescens, 1515 nucleotides. Its product is annotated as co-chaperone SGT1. Gene Ontology annotation, biological process: protein stabilization. Lineage: Eukaryota; Fungi; Ascomycota; Eurotiomycetes; Eurotiales; Aspergillaceae. The record is from RefSeq and is a predicted model, not a curated record. Gene Ontology annotation, molecular function: protein-folding chaperone binding. Bases 1 to 1515 code for a protein of 504 amino acids. The transcript is spliced from 2 exons.